AUCUCAAAAUGUCAGCCUCUAUGUUAAAAUUCUUCCGGUACAUUUCUAUCUUUUUAAUCAGCCGUUACCCAUUUGUCAAUGUCGUCACACUCGCAUUACUUCUUGGGGAGAGGGCUGAGAGGGAGAAGGAACCUCCACUCUCACCAAAUCUCAUCUAUGGUCACAUGGUAAUGAUGGUUGUCAUGGGUUGUAUGAUGACAUUUAGACUACGCAGAGAUCAAGCAGCCACUGUGUUUGCAGGACAGAUGUUAUAUCUUGCAUAUACAUUCUUCACAGUUAAUGCAAUGAAAUACAAUGAUUGGCUAAGGAUCAGGAUGUCAAGUCGAAUGGUAGGUGUGGCUGGAAUCUUCCUGUUAUUUGGUUUCCUCGCAGGGAAGAAAGACAGUCGGAAUUUGCAGCUAAAACGUCUAUCUGAAAUAACCAUUGGAGUCUACAUCCUGGCCUAUUGCUACAGUAUCGUCAAUAGUCCUGAAGAUCGUAAAUCAUUCACUGAUUUAAUAUACGGAGGACAACCAAUGCUUUAUGUCAUAGUAACGGCACUAAUGACAUGCUGUUUAUGUCACCUUGGAGGUUUCUUUAUAUUUGACAUCUCACUGGUGUUAGCCAUUACACUGAGUAUCAUGACAUUGUGCAUUGACUGCAGGGUGCAAUAUUGGACUAGAAAACGAGGGAUUGAUUACUGGAAUCAAAUGAGAUUAAUCAUGGAUAAUGUGUGUGUAAUAACUGGUCAAGUGAUGGUGCUUACUGUUUUCAAGAGGAAGACUUAUACCGAGGAACCUCCCACAGAGCAUGGUGAGGAUGAGGGGCUUCCUCCUAUGGAUGCAGGGGAGGACACUCCUGGUACAUUAAAUGAUGAGGAUGAUGAUCAUGAACACAAGGAUUAAACAAUGCAGAACAGUGAACAUAUGUUCUGGUACAACUGGAUACAUGUGUUCUCUUAAGAGGCUCUAACAAUACAGGAGUGUCAGUGGGAUAUUGAAAAAGUGAAUAGUGAAAGUGUUCACAUCUUAAGGUGUUCUGUUAACAAAGUUUUAUACAUUUUGCUUGAUUUAAUGUAUAUCUUUUCUGUACUCCUUGUACUGUAUUAGUUGUACAGUUGUUUCCCAUUUUGAAACAAGUUUUGCUUAAAAGUAUAUUAAUUUUAAACCUUUACAUUAAGAAAUAUUAUGUUGAAUCUAUGGGAAUAAACUUUACAAUGUAUAGCACCAAUAAUACCUCCUAGUCUUUCUGAUAGCUGGAGAUCUAUUAGCUCAGCCAUGACAUUACAAGGAGUAGGCUUUGCAGAGCUUCUUAAAUACUGUACUGACAUGACC
This is a messenger RNA of Owenia fusiformis, 1313 nucleotides long. Lineage: Eukaryota; Metazoa; Annelida; Polychaeta; Sabellida; Oweniidae. The record is from the annotation of a GenBank genome assembly.